AUGGGGCAAGAGUGCCUAUACCCGGGUGACCGUCUGAUAAUUCAACUUUGGGGCGCACGCUCCCGCACCUGCACAAGCGAUGAUCGUCCGUCCUUCCCCGCUGUGUCGUCCAGGAAGCCUUUAGAGGGAGAGAGGGGGGAGGGAGGAUGGGACAGAAGCUUGGCCACCCCCGAGCUGCGCCAAACGGCACCUUGCAAAGUAUGAAGAGGCCCAAGGAAGUGGAAAUCUGCAGACAAUCUCUGUGAAAUGUCCGAAGCAACAGGGUGCAACCACCGGUGAUGUUGUUGUUUACACUGGGUGCAAGCACUAGGGCAUCUUCUGGGGUAGGCCGCAAGAAGGCGGGGAAUAUGUAGAGCGAGCAAGCUCAGCAGGGGAUGGGUGAUGAAUAGCCUUGAGCAAGAGGAUGUGCGGCCACCCCAUCGUGUUCUCGUCAACGGGAGGACAAUGCGAGGCAGAGUACCGGCUACAGCCUCCAGCGAGCCCCGCCGCUCAUAGUGCGGUCUUUCAGCGGCUGACGAUGUCGUGCUCGACCUCUCACCUGGCGCCGCACGUAUCGAGGCCGUUACCGGAUCUCGCAACUCCACCCGAGCUGCUCGGAAUGACCACCUUUCGUAUGAUGCGGAGUGGAGAGAUCCAGGGAGAAGGUUGGGAAUCCUGAGCCACCGUGCCCCGCCGGAGAGACUGGUGAACGUCACAGCAGAGGCGGCCACCCCCCGCCCGCAUGAAAAAUGCUUGGCCAUGCUCUCUUUACCACGAAAGCCUGAGUCGGGGCAUCAGAUCAUUGCUAGCUCAUUGCCCGCGCGGGCAAAUGUAUCGAUGCAAGAGGCUCGUUAGCCGCGCUUGAUGCAGGUGGGAGCAAGUUCCUACAUGGAGCCGCUUCAUACCUUGGGUGGCGAGGACACGUUUUUCUGUGAAGAUGGAGUCCUCCCCCAGAAGCUGUUGCUGGAUUUUCGGACAGGGCUAGCGGAUUCCCAUUCCCUUGGAGAUCCCAAAGCUGGAGACGACGGGGGGGACAAGAACAACGUCUUUCUGCGACAGUUAGACUGUUGUACACCAGGUGUGUCCGAUCCCGACGAGCCUGUGCAGCGACUGGGGUUGGGAUCUACAGCACAAAGAGCAUUAGACUAUGUGGCCAGAGGAGGCCGGAUAGAAACCCCUGCGUCUAGACAGCAUACCGUAUAUGACUCAAGAUAACACACCCCCUGGACCGAGUUUCAAAGCUCGAUUACUCCACGACGAAGAGGAUGCAUUAACGAAACGAUAUAUUUUCGAAAAGCUCUCGACGAGACGGUUUCAACACCGCCGCUUUCGGCGCUGUGACUGUUCCUGCAGUUAAGAAAUUGAGCUUCGAAAACUGGCCAAGGGGGUGUGUUAUCUUGUGUCAUGUACGGUAGACAGGUACAGGUGAGGACAUGUCGGAGGGUGUGAAGGGUUCGCUGGUGGCUAUGUACCGUACUCUGCCAACAGAGUAACGUUCAGGUACUUGGUUUCGUUUGUUGUGGCUGACGCCACGCUGUCUUAUUCUACGUGUAGUGCCACACCAUCCUCUCUACAACUUCGCCGCUUCCCGUUGAAAACUGUUGUUAGUUGGUCUGUCGUUGUACUUUUUUUUUUUUCCAUCAUUGGACUCUGUCGUCUGCCCCUCUGGCCCCUAUCCUCCACUUCUACUAGCUAGACGACCCAACCGGGGUCACAUAGGAGGGGGGGGGCUGGACCCCCUCCUGCGGUUCCUGCCUGGGGUAUUUAUAUCGCGAGAAGGGUACAGCAAUCCCUUCCCUCGCGACUUACGAAGUCGAUUAUGGUUUACUAAGAACGUUGUACUGCUGUAUUAGUUUGAAUACAAUUCUACGGCGUCGCCAUUCAUAUUGAAUCACGGGAAGCUCAAAGGAGUUUAGCUGGACUUGCCGCUGCUGCACCUAUUGGUAGGUUCUUCUUUAGCCAAGAAAUAGGGCGGGCUGGGGCUCCUUCUUUGAGUACUGCAUGUUUUGUUGUUCAGACACGCGGGCUUGACGGGGCGUUGACAAAAAACUCUUGGCGCAUUCACAGCCAUCUGUCUCGUUCGGAAGUGCAUGUUCGAAGGCGUGGUUUGCAUUGACGGUGGCAGCACUGCUGUACCUGGCGGUCAGUCGUUGACUUCGACCGCGUUCUGUGGUUUUGCCUUGAGGUCUUGGAUCUACAGCAAUAUGUUGCCAACGGUACGAGGUCUCAUCCGUCGUACGUUGAAAUCAGGAUGGGUGCGAAAAGGGGAAUGCCCAUGCUUCAGCCCGUACAAGUUGAAAAGAGAAACCGUAAAGGUGGAAGACUUUCUUACUCUUGGAAACUAUUUAUUCCUUCGCCGCCUAUUUUGGGCCGCCCUGAUACACACCAGUUGGAUGGGCUUCGGUCCCAACCAGCGCAACAACUCAAUCAGGCCUCGGAUUUAUACUUAACCAGCAGGAGAUCUCGGACAUGUCCCAUUCUGCAUUCGUAGGUAGGUUUUGUGCCCUUACUGUACUCUGGGCCAGACAAAUGUCAUGUCAUCACAGCUGAAGGUGCUGGUACUUGAAGCCUCUCUACACAGCUCUCAGCACCAAGCUUCACGUGUCAGGUCUGAGUCGAAAAGAGAUGACGGCAUCGCUCGGGACUCGGCACAAGAAAUCGAGGGACAUAUAGCAACGACACAGAAAGGUUGUGGCAACUUUGGAUUCCCACCAUGAAGUCUCACCAGCGAUUGUUCAAAGGUAGCUGCGGAGCAAUGGUAGCGGAGAAUCACGCCCUGCACGUGUUCUUUCUCCAAAGUUGUUGAAACAUCCCGAUGCGACCGAAACCUACAUCCGAUCUCAGUGAGGGUCAGCAAGGAGCCGACCCCUCAGCGCCAGGUUCAUAUCGACCAGGAUCCAAAUUAUUGACACUAUCUUGUUGACCUGUAGAGGAUACCUGCAACUAUCGAUAGAAUGCUGCAGAGGUUUUGGAUCCCAGCUCCAGGGAGAGCUGUUGAGGAGUGAACGGCUUUCCUCAAGGUCUAAGCGUCUCUGGGUACUCUGCAAUCGUCGUCGUGCAACAAAAGAAGCAAAAGGCAAACUUGUGCUGGCUGAAGCACGGAUUGGUUUAUGUUCGGGCUUGAGGCUCUCUCUGCACGCAUAGAGGGAAGGCGUUGGGGCUGUUCCCGCUAUUCUUCGGGCAGCCUGCAGCAGUGUACAACACAUGAAUGAACGAAGUACCCGCGUGCUAUUCCGCUUUCGCCACGACCUGCCCGCCCACCCACCCACCCCACCCCCCUGUGUACCUCUCAGUGAUGAUAGUCAAGCGGUCAGCGCACUUGUUCUUCUCGGCGGCGUGGGAGGGGGGGGACAGGGGCGGGAGCUGUUUCUUGGCCUCGCUUUCACUUGCUCGGGAAAGUAGUUAGCAACCUCCUGGACCAGCAGAACGCGCGGGGCUGAUGUGGAGAACGCGGAAGGAGAAGGACGAAGAAUUGGUCUUGAUGUCUAUUCCUGGAAGAGUGGCGAAGCAAUAUAAUACAAAGGCAGGGGGAGAGCAAGUCCUACAAUAGUACUAACACGGCAAGCGGAACAAGGGUGUUUUCUGCCGUGUAUAAUGCGCGAACCAUCACAAACGUUUGGGUCGAUUUUAGGUCGAACUCGCACAGAACUUCAUCAGUGUACGUAGCAAGUACUUCGCGUUCGUUCGUGGACACGAUAGUAAUAGCAAUGGGUGCGGUUUACAUCUAUUUUAUUAUGCAGGGUGUUUUCCUUUGCAAUACUGCCGUUGUGCUGGAGCGGUAGUUUUGUUUUCGGGAUUUGGUCGAAUUGUUGUCCCGCAUGAAACGCUUGUGCGUGUCGUCCAUGUUGUGAUGAAGGCAAGGAUUGUCGCAAGAUGAUGGUAGGCACAAGAAAUAUGGCGACGACCCCGUAGCCAGCCCCGGCCUGCUGUCGUUUGAUCA
Molecule: messenger RNA, 3919 nt
Organism: Ectocarpus sp. CCAP 1310/34
Lineage: Eukaryota; Phaeophyceae; Ectocarpales; Ectocarpaceae
Source: the annotation of a GenBank genome assembly